AUGGCUGACGCCAAACCCGCCGUUCUAAUUGUCGGUGGCCUCGGCUUCAUCGGUCGACACCUCGCACUAUACCUCCACGAGAACAACCUAGCCUCAGAAGUCCGCUUAGUAGACAAAGUCCUCCCACAAUUGGCCUGGCUAGCUCCCGAAUUCGAAGAAGCAUGUUCCAAGGACAAAUUCGUCCAGGCAGAUGCCAGCCGUGAACGUAAAUACCCCAAUUCCCAAAACAAAUCCCCCAAAGCAAAAUUCUCACCCCAUCCAGAACACUUCCCGCGCAUCUUCGACAGAGCAAACGGCAAACAAUUCGACUAUGUAAUCAAUUGCGGCGGCGAAACACGCCACUCCCAACCCGACGACGUCUACGAAGUGCGCAGCUACGCCCUUACCCUCGCCCUCGGCAAAGAAAUCGCCCGACGCGGUAUCCCCGCCUUCAUCGAGACUUCCACAGCGCACGUCUACAAGGGCGGCUCAACACCACGCAAAGAAACAGACAAACUCGCACCCUGGCAUAAACUCGCCGCGUGGAAACUAAAGGCCGCGGAUGAAUUACGCAAAAUUCCAAAUCUGCAGUACUGCGCCCUCCGUCUGCCCCACGUUUACGGAGCCUAUGACCCCGGCUACUUCGCAACGGGUAUUUGUCUUUCUGCCGUUCAUGUCGAUCUUAAGCAGGAUUUGGUUUUCUUGCAUACGAAGGAUCUGAAAAUUAAUACCCUGCAUGUGAAGGAUGCUGCUAGCGCGUUGUUUGAGGCUGCUAAGUGGCGCGCUGGGAAGGGGUUCAUUGACCCCAAGGAUGGGGUUGUUGCUUUCAAUGUUGUUGAUCACAAUGAUACGAAACAGGAACAUGUUGCUAAGGCUUUGACGGAGGUCUUUGGUCUUAAGGUUUCGUUUAUCGGGUCGCUUGCUUCACAGCUUGCGAAGCUGAAUCUUGAUGAUGUCGUUGAUGAUAUGAAUGAGGUCGGGUUGCAGACUUGGGCUGAGCUCAUUGAGAGAGCUAAUAUCACCCGGCCUGGACCGAUCAGUCCGUUCUUGGAACGUGAUACUCUUAAGGAUGAGGACAUGUCUCUUGACGGGUCGAAGUUCGAGACUGAGGUUGGCUGGAAGCCAAUGUACCCGAAUUUCGGGGCUGAUAGUGUCCGCGAAAUUGUGGACAGCUAUAAGCGCAUGGGCUGGUGGCCAUGA
Penicillium concentricum is the source of this 1179-nucleotide messenger RNA. Its product is annotated as NAD-dependent epimerase/dehydratase family protein. Lineage: Eukaryota; Fungi; Ascomycota; Eurotiomycetes; Eurotiales; Aspergillaceae. The transcript is spliced from 2 exons. Bases 1 to 1179 code for a protein of 392 amino acids. The record is from RefSeq and is a predicted model, not a curated record.